ACGACAGUCUCGCUCGCUCGCUAUGGCGGCCCCACGCUCAUCGACGCGCGCUAAAUUCAAAGACGCGAUACAGACGUUGAAAAUUCGAAUUUGACUUUAUCAGAGACUUGACAUCUAUGACUGAAUUUUGACUGACUUGUGACAGUGACAGUACUAAGACAGUGAGACAGACAGACAGUGACUUGACCUGACUUGGAUUUAUCGUAAAUUGACUGACAGUUUUUUUCUGGAGGCGGCAAAACCAAUGGCAACGAUGGAAACAGCCCGGAAGGUAGAACAGAGGAACCAAACUUUCCGAACGCAAGCGCUCUGCGCCAAUCACCAUUACUGCAGCAGUGUCCGCAUCGAAACGCGCCAAAAUGUCCGCCAGCUUCCAAACGAUACCGCACACAUGAUGGUACUUGCAACAACUUAAGCCGUCCACAAUGGGGCUCCACCUUGACACCCGUCCAGCGUUUCCUUCAGCCUUCUUAUUCCGACGGCAUACAAGCACCUCGGCGUUCGAUCUUCGGGAGCAAACUACCCUCCGCCCGUGAGAUAAGCUCCCUCGUACACGAAGACCAGAAUGUCGAGCAUCCUAUCAUCACGCAUCUGUUGAUGCAGUGGGGCCAGUUCCUGGAUCAUGAUGUGACAUCGUCUUCUCAGUCCCGAGGUUUUAAUGGUUCAGUGCCAAGAUGCUGUAAGGAUGGUGGGAGGGACUUUAUGCCGAAAGAGCUUAUGCAUCCGGAGUGCCUGCCUAUCGCGGUCCCGGCGUCGGAUCCGUUCUACGGGCCGCGAGGAGUCCGAUGCUUGGACUUCGUGCGCUCGUCUCCAGCACCGCGGGACGACUGCGCGCUGGGAUGGCGCGAACAAAUCAACCAGGUGUCCGCGUACAUCGACGCGUCACCACUCUAUGGCAGCUCAGCGAGGCAGUCCGACAAACUUAGGCUAUUUAGGAAUGGCAUGUUGCAGUACGGGCGCGUGGUGCAGCGCAGGCCCGUGCUGCCGGCGGGGCGGCGCGACGAGCUGUGCCGCGGCGGCGCGCUGUCCGCCGACUGCUUCAAGUCCGGCGACGGCCGCGUCAACGAGCACCCCGGCCUUGUCGCCGCGCACAUCGUGUGGCUGCGACACCACAACAGAAUGGCGCAAGAACUGGCGCACCUGAACCCGCAUUGGAGCGACGAAAAAAUCUAUCAGGAGACGCGGAAGAUCGUCGGCGCCAUGGUUCAGCAUAUCACCUACAGAGAGUUCUUACCAAUUGUUUUAGGGUCGGAGGUGAUGCGCCUGUUCGAACUGGAUCUAUUGGAAAAAGGAUACUACAAAGAUUACAACCCGAAAAUCAACCCCAACCCGGCGAGCUCGUUCGGUUCAGCCGCGUUCCGGUUCGGCCACAGCCUGGUCCAGCCGUCCAUGGUCCGAUUCGACCGGUUUCAUAGGCCUAUGAGUAACAACGUUUCCCUACACGAUGAGAUAACAAACCCAUCAAACAUCUGGAGCAUGGGCGCUGUGGACCGGCUGCUAAUCGGCAUGAUCAACCAGCCCAUACAGAAACGCGACGAGUUCAUCACAGAGGAACUCACCAACCAUCUGUUCCAAACUCCUCACUUCGACUUCGGGAUGGACUUGGCCGCCAUAAACAUACAAAGGGGAAGGGACCACGGUGUGCCUCCGUACACCACCUGGAGGGAACCAUGCGGUCUGUCGGCUAUACAGGACUUCGAUGACUUGGUCAGAGUGAUGCCGAUGAGGCUUGUGAGGAAACUGAAGAAAUUGUACAGGCACAUAGACGACAUAGAUCUUUUCACUGGAGGUAUGGGCGAAAGACCGGUUAUAGGAGGUUUGGUGGGUCCAACGUUUGCCUGUAUCAUUGCGCAACAGUUCUCAAAUCUGCGUAAAGGCGAUCGAUUCUGGUAUGAGAAUGGAGGUUUUGAAUCAUCAUUCACUCCGGCACAACUACAGCAAAUACGCCGUAUAUCGUUAGCUCAAGUACUCUGCCGUACCCUUGACAGUAUAGACAGUGUCCAGCCUUUCGUUUUCCUAUCACCCGACAACCCUGACAACGAAAGAAUCUCCUGUCACAACGGACUGCUUAACAACUUUGACUUAUCUCCAUGGACCGAAAUUAACUCCGACUCAAACAACGACAUCAAAAAAUCUGACAAUGACAUGUCUUUUACACAAAAACCUAUAACUAAACGACCGACUACGACAGUAAAACCGCUGACUACUAAAAAAAGACAAAAGUUCACUGCUGCGAUUAAUACAGCUCCACGAAACGGAUCGACUGUACUGAACAAUUCGACCAAACCUGACAAUAUUAAUCACAAACUUAAUAAUACAGACGUAAACCUAACAGACACUGACUUUAAUGCAACUGACGACAACACGACAAUUAACUCAACAAUAAAACCGAUAACAAAUUUACAAGCAAUCGACGACAAACUUGACUUUAAAAACAAAAGCAGACGCUACAGUGACUUUGAAAGCAUCAUAACUAGAAACCGUAAGCCGACUAAUCAUUACAACAAUUACAACGACUAUGACGACAACGUGCAAAGUGUACAAUCAUUAGUCGUGAACAAUUUACAGCACCAACGACCCUAUAACAGACCAGUUAUUACAGUAACCGAAAACGUUGACAAAUAUACAUACUUAAUCAACUACGUACCACGACCGACACAAUCUUGGAGACAUAGCACUAGAAAGACUCACCACGACAGGGACGUUGUUAAAGUGACUUAUCAGAAUUACGGCGAUACGUACGACAGACGACCGAACAGACCAUAUCACUAUGACAACAGACGACCAAACAAACCUUACUAUAAUAGAUACGACUCUGACAAUGACAGCGACUCGUACAGACGUGAAAGACCCGACACGAAAUUGACAAAUAUCGUAAACUCAUCCGCUAGAUCAAAUGACUACGACUCAAAUACAACUAAAGACAACACAGAUGCAAAUAAUGACAAAACUGAUCUCACGACUGAAAACUUUAAUAAACUAACGACUUUUAGCUACGUCGGUACAUAUAGAGGUGACGGUACAGGCAGACACACUAAUUUUGACAAAGCCAACGUUGACAUAACAGAAAAUAAACAUAACAGUUUAAGCAAAGACUUUACGACCUUUGAAACUAAAAAAUCUGAGACAGAACUUAAAGAUGACGUGACCAGCACUGAUAAAAUUUCUACAUUCUUUCUUUACGAAACAGCGACACGACCGUACAGUUUACACAGACCGACAAAACGUAGCGACGAAGAACAAAUUAACAUGAGCAAUAAAAACAAGUAUUAUUACGUUAGAAAUGUUUUGCAUAAAUAUUCUGACGAGGACUUGUCUGAUACAAAAACAAACACUGCGGCUGAACUGAGCUUGAUCGAACAUAAUUAUAAUAAGCCCAGUAUUUCUAACUUCGGAAUCGAAGAAAGAUCCGCCGUAAAUAAAAUGCCAUCAAUAGAAGAAACAAAAAGACAUAACACGGAGAGACAUAAGUUAAAGGCUCAAAAGCCGAAAAGUCCAGCUCAAACACCGUCAGUCAACUUCCAGAUUAUUCCCAGUGAAAAUAGUCCAUCGCAGUGGGCAGUAUACGAAGAAAAUGAGAAUCUUCAUGAAGGCUUAUCGCGUCGUAUGCCCUCUCUCAAAGCCGAUCCCCACGCACUAAGGGAAAUACCGAGGCCUAUGGAUCUAACGCGCCCUUUAAGACGUCGACCGGGAAGACUGUAGAUAGGAAAUUGUUAACAAUAGCCUUUGCUUUAAAUUAACGAGAUGUCUUUCAUUUAAAAUUGCCUUAAGAUGUCAUAACAAAUGAUUAAGACGUCUCGUUGAUGUACAAUAUUUUCAAAAAAUCAGUGUAUAAAUUAAAAACGGUUCAAUCGUUACUAAUGACUGUUACUUGUGUUUGCGACUGUGACAAGACAUGACUAUUAGACCAACUUGACGUUAACACUGACGCCUUAGAAUUAACAAUUAAUGCAAGCCUGAUAUAAAAGAUAGACAGACAUACACAACUAAAUAUAAUGACCUGAGACUGACAAUGAAACAGAGAUGGUCCGCGUAGCCAUAAAAUGACUAGCACCAGUAAACUUACUUGACAAUUCUGACAACUGAUGACUGGCGUUGACAUGACUGACUGACUGAAGACCUAGUAGACCUAUUUAGACCUCUUUAACCAUAUAUUUGUAAUAUUUUUAAUGAGGGUUCUUACUUUUUUCUUACUUCUUAAUUACGUUCUAUAAUAAACAGCAUAGCAUAUUUUAAUGGGACAUAAUAGUGUCGAAAUUCUAACACCCAUUAUUGACUCAGCAACGAAAGACAGAAAAAAAAAUUUUAUCCCAGAACUAAGCACAUUACACAAAAAUAUAAACAACGUAGGAAGAGAAUAAAAAAUAUAUAUAGGAAAAUUAAUCGUAAAACAUAAAAUACAAAUACAUAAAACCGCCGAAAUAAACCACAUUUCAAUACAGAAACGACUGACGAGCCGACAACCGAUGUUAUUCUUUUUAGGCACUGUCCCUCCGCCAACGGUGAACGAGAAGAGAGUAGGACUAGAAACCAAAAAAGAAAUAAGUGUUGGCGAGCAGCGAGAAGCGAUUUUGUGUAGUUCCAAUAAUUUUGUCCCUGGGCUAUAAGCGAGUGCACUCAGAUCCGAACUGUAUAGUGCUGGUUGGUCUCUCUGCGUGAGUUCUAACCGCCAAACAAGCUGAACGAGUUUUAUCUUUGAUAGCUCUUGUCGGUGUGACAAACUAGCGGAGAGAGUCCUCGCCGGCUGUGUGAAUAGCCAGAUAUCAACUAUUAAUUUAGUAUCUCUUACUUUUACUGACAUGGGAUCUAUAUCUAGUACUGUUCGUUUCUUGAGCGAUAAAAUAGAGGAUAGACAAUCGCUUCCUCAUCAAGUGCUUUAAUAAUUGUUUUAUCUGGAACUGAUUUAUAAACAACAGAACUAAUAUGUAACGUAACGACAUAUAAAUAUGACUAAAAUAUACACAGGUGGCGCCGCGUUACCUACAAUAAAUGGUAUUACUAACUACAUCGUUUUUUUAUCAUGUACACAAAAAGAAACAACCAGGCGAAAGUUAAUUGGUUUAUUAAAUUAUAGUUACCUGCAAUAUAAAAAAAAGUGUUGUUGCCACUUGCCACUUUAAAAAUUUUAUGUUAUACAUAGUGUUGCAACUCAUGUAAAAUAUUUUAUUUUUAAUUUUGACAUAAGAUUUUACAGAACUAGUAACUAGUAAUGACCUGGUUAACAUUUGUAUAUGAACUUAAAAUGUAUAUGACUGACUGUACUUCAUGAAUGUUGUCAACAAUGUUCAGAUAUAAUGACUGAUAUUAGUUACUCCUUGGUUCUUACAUUAUAAUAUGACAAUAGCUAAAUAGGGUAUGACUUAUCAGGACUUGCCACUGUAACUGACAGUAAUUGUUUAUAUUUCAUUGAAAAAUAAUAUGUAAACAUAAAAGCUAUUUAUUUGCAUAGUAUUAAUUUCCUUAUUUGCUAUUGCAUGAGAAUGAAUAAUUUUUAAAAUAUUUUAUGAUUGCGUGAAAUGCAAAAGCUUUAGUGUUACUAAUAAUCAAUAAAGAUAAAUAAAAUAAAGCAAACCAAAACCACAAUUAUUAUGAGACAUGACAAUGACUGAAAGAACACCAUGACAGACUGGAAUGUAGAAAAAAAGACAAUAUUGACACACAGGUUAUAUUUGCUUAAAAUACAUAAACAGAUAUAAUAUAAUAUGUGUAUAAUAAAUUUUACAAUAACAUAAAUUAUUAAAUCACAUACGUACACUAUGUAAUUGCAGAUUGACAUACUUUACAAGUAAACUGAGUAGAACAAUAUAUGCAAGACAUGACACAAUUUAUCAAAUGCAUUUGAGUAUCGACUGCAAUUUUAAUGCAUUUUUAUUCAAAUUUUGUGACUUAUAUAUUAUACUUAAAUGUAAAUAAACUCUCAC
Messenger RNA from Parnassius mnemosyne (clouded apollo), 5921 nucleotides. Lineage: Eukaryota; Metazoa; Arthropoda; Insecta; Lepidoptera; Papilionidae. The record is from the annotation of a GenBank genome assembly.